AUGCCAGGCUGCCGAGCCGAGAGAUCCUCGAGUUGCGAACGUGCCAGGCUCAACGUGGUCGUGAUGCAAGCAAACUGGCGCAUGAACCCCACACACAAGGUCAUCCUAGAUGCGACGGCCAUCAUUAGUGUCGUCGCCUUUGUGCUUUACUUGGGAGCGACGAUGUGGAUCCGCGUAAUUGAGAGAGGUGUUUUCCAUGCCAGCUCCCAGCGGACGCCUCACGCGGAGCAUGCCGAUCUACCGCUUUUUUCCGGAUGCGUAGAAGUGGCAUGCAACAAGUACAUGGCUGCCAUCGAGCGCUCGAUCAACCGAUCUCAAAACCCGUGCCAAAAUUUCUACCGGUUCGUCUGCGACGGCUGGAAGCACCAACAGGAUCCACUUUCCGCCGUGGACGCCGCAGAAGCCGCGAUGUAUCGGCGCGCGUUCAGCGCCAUCGAGUGGAGCUCUGAAGACAUUGGUGGCCGCCUGUCUACAGCGCCGUCUGCGUUGGGCGUCGCGGAGAAGGUGGCUGGCCUUGCAAAAUCAUGCAAGGAGCUGUCGCAGAGUAGCUUGUCUGAUUUGAAGCGGUUCAUGGCCGAACGCCAUCUUCCAUGGCCAGAGACAUCUCGCUGGGAUCUUCUAGAGAUAUUGCUGGACCUGUCCGGCAACUGGAACGUGCACCUGUGGUUCCACGUGAGCUUCGAGCUGGCUCCCUUUCGCGGUAGGGCAGGGGAGCCCAUACUCAGAAUUGGCCACAGCGCUGCCUUCCGUACAUGGAUCGCCACCAUGCGGACCUUCGCCGGCCAGCGGGCAGGCACGGCAGCUUCUCUGCGGUACAGGAGGUACGUGCGAGCCAUGUUGGACAUAUUCGGUGUUUCCGAAGCAGUCCGAGAUGAAGUCGCCGACAAGAUAGAAGCGGUGGACCGGUUCACGUUAGAAGUGCUGGGCCCUGCCAUGGCUGAAACCGAUUCGCGAAUUCUCCGGACGUCGAUACGCAACCUGACAGCCACGGCGACUCCAGGUAUCGCUGCUGGACGGCUGUUGCUCCUCUUGAAUGAGUACUUCAUCUGGGCACGCCGCUUCACAGCACAGGACAUAGUGCAAGUGGAAAAUGUCGGCCUGCUUCGGUCCGUCGUCUACCUCCUGGGACUCAAAUCCAACGUGCGAGAGGCACUCACGCUCAGCUUAGGGCUUCGGGUUGCUCAAGACUUGGGCUGGAUGGCGAGCCGAGAGAUCGCGGAUGUAACGCUGGAGCUUGCCAGCCUGCCUCCGUCGGCACACUGGCAUCGUUGCCUGAUGCAGGUAGAAAGCGCUGUGGGCACUGAAUGGCUGAGUUUGUUUCCGGAGCGUCGUGGAGUGGUGGAUUUCACUCGCGACGUACAAGACAUCCUCGCUGGCGUCCUGGCGCGCCACAAGAACACGUUGCUGCAUCUUCAGGCCCCCAGUGCCGCUUUACCACGCACCAACGACAGCUUCUUGGCGACCAUGCUGCCAGAGCCAACGCACGGAGCUCCAUUCUUCGUCGACUGGUUGAAGCUGAUUAAGGGGCGCUGGCGACUGCUGGAACAAGACAUGACCAACGUUCUCAAGCCAGGUUCCUUUUUUAGCCACCGAUGGAGCUUCCACGGCACCCUCACUGUCGCCGAAGACUACUUUGUGUUUCCGCUGUUCCACACGGACUUUCCGACGGCCGUGAACUACGGUGGUGCCGGACGGCUUAUUGCUGACGAGGUGCUGAGGGGACUCUACUACAACCAUCUGUACUAUGUGAACCCCUUCGGCGACCAUAUUAGUCGCAAAGAUUACGUUUCGCAAAGCAACAGCCGUUCCAGUGCGGCAGUGGACUGGUCGCCUUACCUUGUGGACUCGAAGGCUUUGCUAGCCAGUCUGGCUGCCUACAGGCUUAGCGCUGCCCGAAACCCAAGCAGCGCAUACUCGACAGAGUCGAGCCUUGCGCAAGACAGACUUUUUUUCGUGGCGUCGUGCUAUGCGCUGUGCUCCAGCGGCAACUACGUGGACGUGUUGUACGGGGACGCGAGCCAUCGCUGCAACGAACCCGUCAAGGCCUUGCCCGAGUUCACCGCAGCGUUCCAAUGUACAAACCCACACGCGCAGCAAUAGGUUGCUCAUUAGGGCU
Messenger RNA from Rhipicephalus sanguineus (brown dog tick), 2116 nucleotides. Its product is annotated as endothelin-converting enzyme-like 1. Bases 1 to 2100 code for a protein of 699 amino acids. The transcript has 3 exons. Gene Ontology annotation, molecular function: metalloendopeptidase activity. Gene Ontology annotation, biological process: protein processing. NCBI's taxonomy places the organism in Eukaryota, Metazoa, Arthropoda, Arachnida, Ixodida, Ixodidae. The record is from RefSeq and is a predicted model, not a curated record. Gene Ontology annotation, cellular component: plasma membrane.